UUAUAAACGAGAUAUCCCCAUAUAGUGAAGAAAUUUUCCAUGGCAAAAGCAGCUAAACAUCUUACAGAUAAGAGAUAAAUUGGAAUAAACAGCUGUCAGUGUUAAAUAAAUAUCCUGGAUAAUGUGCAGGACAGAAAUAACUACAGCCUCGUCAAACUCCUUUCUUCACUUUAUUUAGCUGUUCUUGCCUGUAGCUCCCAAUCUUUGCACUGCUUCAGUUAGUGGAGCAUUUAUUUUUGAAUCAGCUGCAUUUGUUAAGACUGUAACAACGAAAGGCAUUUCCUGAGAAGCUGCAAGGAUGAGCAGCAAGAAAGAACCGCAGCUAAGGAAAUACGGGACCCUAGUAGUGCUUUUUAUCUUGCAAGUUCAGAUUUUUGGUUUUGAUGUUGACAAUCGACCUACAACAGAUGUCUGCUCGACACACACAAUUUUACCUGGACCAAAAGGGGAUGAAGGUGAAAAAGGAGAUAGAGGAGAAGUGGGCAAACAAGGGAAGGUUGGACCAAAAGGACCAAAAGGAAACAAAGGAUCUGUGGGGGAUGUUGGUGACCAGGGAAUGCUUGGGAAAAUAGGUCCAAUUGGUGGAAAGGGUGACAAAGGAGCCAAAGGCUUAUCAGGUGUGUCUGGAAAAAAGGGGAAAGCAGGCACGGUCUGCGACUGUGGAAGAUACCGCAGAGUUGUUGGACAACUGAAUAUCAACGUUGCUCGUCUUAACACGUCCAUCAAGUUUGUAAAGAACGUUAUAGCAGGUAUCAGGGAGACAGACGAGAAAUUCUACUACAUCGUGAAAGAAGAGAAGAAUUACAGAGAAGCCUUGAUCCACUGCAGGGACAGAGGAGGAGCACUGGCCAUGCCUAAAGACGAGGCAACCAAUGCCCUGAUUGCUGACUACAUCUCUGACAGUGGCCUCUUCCGAGCCUUCAUUGGGCUGAACGACAUGGAAAAAGAAGGACAGUUUGUGUAUGCAGACAACAGCCCACUGCAGAACUACAGUAACUGGAAGGAAGGGGAGCCUCACGACCCCGCUGGCCAUGAGGACUGUGUGGAAAUGCUCAGCACGGGAGAGUGGAAUGACUCAGAGUGUCAGGUCACCAUCUACUUUGUCUGUGAAUUCCUCAAGAAGAGGAAAUAA
Eurypyga helias (sunbittern) is the source of this 1132-nucleotide messenger RNA. RefSeq names its product collectin sub-family member 10 (C-type lectin) (gene COLEC10). Lineage: Eukaryota; Metazoa; Chordata; Aves; Eurypygiformes; Eurypygidae. Bases 299 to 1132 code for a protein of 277 amino acids. The transcript is spliced from 6 exons. The record is from RefSeq and is a predicted model, not a curated record.